AUGUCAGCUUACGAAGUCAAGGGCAAGUUUGCCGUCGUCACGGGCGCUGGUUCCGGCAUCAAUCAUGCUUUUGUUGAAAUUCUGUUACAAGCGGGAUGCUCAGUCAUAAUUGCCGACCUUGAGUUGACGCCAGAAGCUGAAGCGACUAUUGCCAAGUAUUCCAGGGACGCUGUUGACUCCCACGGCUCCUACGCCAUCUUCCACAAGACAGACGUGUCCGAUUGGAACCAGAUCAGCUCGCUGUGGGCCACCGCACUCAAGACCUUUCCUCAGAUUGACAUUGUCUGCAAUGGUGCCGGUGUCUAUGAGCCUCCGUCAAGCUGUUUCUGGAACGCUCCUGGGGUUUCCCCGCUUGCCCAAGAUCCCGCCGAUGCCAAAAUCGGCCAAUACAAGACUUUUGCGAUCAACACCAUUGCGCCGAUUCGGUUGGCUCAGAUUGCCAUCGACUAUUGGCUUCAAAAUCGAAGCAUUCAAGGCAAUCUCCUGUGGAUAGCAAGCUUGGGCGGAUACGUCCAUUCAAUGCACACGCCCAUGUACUUCGCCAGCAAAGCCGCAAUCGUUAGCAUGGUCAAGAGUCUAGGUGGCCUCAGAAAGGAGCUGGGAAUUCAGAAUGCUGCGGUCUGCCCCGGAGCAGUCUAUACUCCCAUCUUUCAUCCCGAGUAUUGUCGUGACAGGGUGCGGCCCGACGACCUGACACUCACCCCACAACAGUGUGCCGCUGUUUUGAUGCGUGUGCUUUGCGAGCCUGAGUUUGGCGAUGGAAAUGUCGUGGAGACAAUGUUGAUUGGAAGCAAAGAUGACAACUCUGUCAGCGUACGAGAGGUUCCACUGCAUCUGCUUUACCCAACAGCCGGACCGGUGGGACAGGACAACCACUUAUUGGAAGAGGAGAUUAAGAUGAUCAAGCACCUCAAAGAAAAUGGAAUGAGGGCCUGA
Messenger RNA from Colletotrichum orchidophilum, 936 nucleotides. RefSeq lists its product as uncharacterized. Bases 1 to 936 code for a protein of 311 amino acids. NCBI's taxonomy places the organism in Eukaryota, Fungi, Ascomycota, Sordariomycetes, Glomerellales, Glomerellaceae. Gene Ontology annotation, cellular component: cytoplasm. The transcript is spliced from 3 exons. The record is from RefSeq and is a predicted model, not a curated record. Gene Ontology annotation, molecular function: oxidoreductase activity, acting on the CH-OH group of donors, NAD or NADP as acceptor.